AUGCUAGUGCCUGGCUUCAACAUCGAGUGCAACGAUGGCAACAAGGCUCGUUGGGGCUUCUGCCUCAACUGCGCCAGCCAGGGUUGCCAGAACUCCGACAGCAACGAUGCCGACGCAGCCAUCGGCGUCGGACUCGCAGGACAGGCCACGGACACCGAGCUGGGAGGAGGUUGGACGGCGUACUUCGCCUCCGGUAAAGGCACGUGCAGCGCCAACAGCAAGACCUUCAAGUCUGCCUGGAUCUGGGUCAGCUCUGGCAAGACCUCCACACCGGCGCAAGACGUGGCCCUCGCCGGAGAUUUCGCCGCCUUUUCCCAUGGCGACACGGACAAGUUCCUCAAAGAGUGCAGCGCGGCUUUGGCACCGGCGAAGUGCUUGAAGGUCGUGCCCCGUGCGCUGAAAUUCCUCGUCACCGUGACUGCUCCGGAUGACACGACCCUCGAGGGAACGGUGAGCAAGGUCUUCAAUGCAGGCGUCGACAUGAAAACGCUUGGACACCUCGAGCCAGAGCUGGUGGAGUGCGAGGGCAGCUUAGCCACCGGAGGCGGCGCCGACCACUGGGCUUGCGACGGCCAGCCUCUGGACAAGUGUGACGCGACCUACACGCAGACGCGCUCGGGCGAGUACUACCAGUGCGGGGUCAGCGGGCUGAAUUGCUUGGGUACCGGCCCUGCCUGCACUGCGCCGCGAUGA
This is a messenger RNA of Symbiodinium sp. CCMP2592, 693 nucleotides long. Lineage: Eukaryota; Dinophyceae; Suessiales; Symbiodiniaceae. The record is from the annotation of a GenBank genome assembly.